AUGAGGUACAGUGUGCCUCUGAAGCACAGUGUGCCUCUGAAGCACAGUGUGCCUCUGAAGCACAGUGUGCCUCUGAAGCACAGUGUGCCUCUGAAGCACAGUGUGCCUCUGAAGCACAGUGUGCCUCUGAAGCACAGUGUGCCUCUGAAGCACAGUGUGCCUCUGAAGCACAGUGUGCCUCUGAAGCACAGUGUGCCUCUGAAGCACAGUGUGCCUCUGAAGCACAGUGUGCCUCUGAAGCACAGUGUGCCUCUGAAGCACAGUGUGCCUCUGAAGCACAGUGUGCCUCUGAAGCACAGUGUGCCUCUGAAGCACAGUGUGCCUCUGAAGCACAGUGUGCCUCUGAAGCACAGUGUGCCUCUGAAGCACAGUGUGCCUCUGAAGCACAGUGUGCCUCUGAAGCACAGUGUGCCUCUGAAGCACAGUGUGCCUCUGAAGCACAGUGUGCCUCUGAAGCACAGUGUGCCUCUGAAGCACAGUGUGCCUCUGAAGCACAGUGUGCCUCUGAAGCACAGUGUGCCUCUGAAGCACAGUGUGCCUCUGAAGCACAGUGUGCCUCUGAAGCACAGUGUGCCUCUGAAGCACAGUGUGCCUCUGAAGCACAGUGUGCCUCUGAAGCACAGUGUGCCUCUGAAGCACAGUGUGCCUCUGAAGCACAGUGUGCCUCUGAAGCACAGUGUGCCUCUGAAGCACAGUGUGCCUCUGAAGCACAGUGUGCCUCUGAAGCACAGUGUGCCUCUGAAGCACAGUGUGCCUCUGAAGCACAGUGUGCCUCUGAAGCACAGUGUGCCUCUGAAGCACAGUGUGCCUCUGAAGCACAGUGUGCCUCUGAAGCACAGUGUGCCUCUGAAGCACAGUGUCGUGUAG
Procambarus clarkii (red swamp crayfish) is the source of this 867-nucleotide messenger RNA. Its product is annotated as balbiani ring protein 2-like. The record is from RefSeq and is a predicted model, not a curated record. Lineage: Eukaryota; Metazoa; Arthropoda; Malacostraca; Decapoda; Cambaridae.